Cyanidioschyzon merolae strain 10D is the source of this 1527-nucleotide messenger RNA. RefSeq lists its product as hypothetical. The record is from RefSeq and is a predicted model, not a curated record. NCBI's taxonomy places the organism in Eukaryota, Rhodophyta, Bangiophyceae, Cyanidiales, Cyanidiaceae. Bases 1 to 1527 code for a protein of 508 amino acids. The transcript has a single exon.
AUGGCUUCGGCAGUUUCCAGCGAUGCUAACGGCUCAAGCGUUGCUGCGGGGGAAACGGGACUAGCGCAGGCAGUCCGUCAGCGUCGUCAUGCUGUAAGAGUCAAACAACAGCGAGAGGAGCGAGCUCGGCAACUUCGGGAAGCGGAACUCGAGAAGGAACGAGAACGGCGGCGUCGCACUGGCGCUCAGCGUCAAGCGCUGUCGCUCCAGAAGCACUCGCGUCUCAUGCAGCGUCGUGAUCGCGAGGGUUUCUGGGGCCAGGACGCCCAUGGCCUGCUAGAUAAGAAACGACUACGCGAGCUCCAGCACCGAUUGAUAAACCAGACGCCACCGUUUGGCACGCUGGAGUUUUGCGAGUAUCGGAAACUGCAAGAGGACGCGCUCAUUGCCCUGAUUGACCGCCGUGUCGCUCCGGCAGCGGCCCAGGCAGAGCGCCGACGUUGGGCGCGGGCUUUGCGAGCUCGACCUGCCUCGAUGAAUUCCAAGCGCUGUUGUAUAGUGGCUGAAAAUGCAGCGGAUGAUAUGGGUAGCAGUGGUAUGGCGGGCAUGUCCCUGCAUUUGCGGGCUCCGGAAAACACGGAAGACUACGAGUUUUUCACGCGUCUCCUGGCUUGGCGUAAGCUGAUGCAACUAUCAGACGCUCGUCGCGAGGUCAAUUUAAGAUAUCAGCAACUGCGCGUUGCCCUCGAUCACGAGAUGACGCUUCUUGAGCAAGACUAUGCAGCCGCCCGCCAGCAUCUGGUAAGAAUCGCUCUGACAAUGAAUGCAGCAAAGCAAGCAGAGAUUGAGUCUCGACUUGUGGCGCUGGCGAGCUCGAACCGAGCCGCCGCGUCCAAAAGUGGCCUCACCGACGCCCGCAUCCUGAACAACGGUUCAGCAGCCGCCGCAGCCGACGCUACGACGAUCACCACCACCACCGCUAUUUCCGGGAACGCUGAAGGUCAGGCAGGGAACGAAACGAAAUUCCAGGUGCCCUCGUUGCAACUGUCACGAUUGCUUCGUGGAGGACAAGGACCAGCCAUGCGAACGAGACGUGGCCGAAAUAGUGGCCCUAACAUCGGCUACCUCGGCACGAGCGACCUUGAAAGCGUACAUGGUGACCCCAGCGCUCCCGCCGCGAGCACCAAGACCAACACAGCAACUGCAGCAGCAGCAGCAGCAGGGAACGGCCAAGGCGCUGCGCCAGCGGAAGCGCCCGCCAUCAUCUCCGCUGCUGAUGCGGACAUAUGGGUGCCCAUUACAACACCAGGAAUGAUGCUGUCAGAGAGCGUACGCGCUUUGGCCAUGCCUCCUGUCCGUACACCGGCUGGAUGGCUGCGAAAGAGCUCACUGCUGAAGCUUGUUGCGGGCAGCGCGCUGUUACCAGAGGUACCAGAUUCCACAGCAGAUGAGCAACCGCGGAUCCGAGUUGCUCUCGAUGGUGCUGAGAUCCAACGGGAUUUACGACAGGUCGUGAACGCUGCUCGAUCGCUGGAACGGCUCAAGCGGCAUAUGGAGGAGGAGGAGGAGGAGGACGAGCGAGCGUGA